CUGGAGCCAGAGCGCCAAUGCUCGCGAGAGCCCUGCCGGCUUCCACGUUUGCCACGUUCCAGAGAACCAAGGCAGACUAAAAAGCCACAUGCCGCUCGAGCUUCGCAGCCCUUGCGCAGCACCAGACUUGCUUCGGCCUGCAAAGGGCUGGGGAGUGGGGGGAGGGAAGAGGGUAGCCGGCCACACCUCCUCCCAGAGGUCCUCUUGAUUGGCUCGCAUUGCCGUCCUUCAGAUAUGUCCCCCGAGAAGCUCGCGAUGGCCCCACGCAAGAACGCCAAGGGCGGCGGCAGCCACAGCAGCGGCAGCACCAGCACCAGCACCAGCAGCAGCAGCGGUAGUGGCUCGGGCAGCGGUAGCCCAAGCACGGGUAGCAGCCGCAGCAGCAGCAGCCCCGGGGCUCGGAGAGAGGCGAAGCAUGGAGGACACAAGAACGGGAGGCGAGGAGGGAUUUCCGGAGGUUCCUUCUUCACCUGGUUCAUGGUCAUUGCACUGCUGGGCGUCUGGACGUCUGUGGCCGUCGUGUGGUUUGACCUUGUGGAUUAUGAGGAAGUUCUAGCCAAAGCAAAGGACUUCCGUUAUAACUUAUCAGAGGUACUUCAAGGAAAACUAGGAGUCUAUGAUGCAGACGGUGAUGGAGACUUUGAUGUGGGUGAUGCCAAAGUUUUGUUAGGACUUAAAGAAAGAUCUACUUCAGAGAGGACGUCCCCACCAGAGGAGGCCGAGCCACCGGCUGAGCUGGAGAAGCAGGCUGCUGAGGGGCCAGAAGUCCAGAAUGUUGAAGAUGAAGUAAAAGAACAAAUUCAUUCUCUUCUCCAGGAACAGGAACACACAGAAUAUGCCCCGCAGCCGGAAGCAGAUGGAGCAUCAGGAGAGCCACAGCCAGAGGCUGAGGACGUCCUCACAGUGACUGAUGGAGAGGACAGAGUUGAGACCGUGGAACCUGGGGCAGUCCAUGAAGAAACUGAGGAUAGUUACCAUAUGGAAGACACAGCAUCACAGGACCAUCCAGACGACGUGGAAGAGAUGGUGAAUGAUCAGGAAGGCUCAGAGGAAGCAACACACCAAAAUCAUGAUGCACCAGAUAAUGCCAUAGAAGAUUCCAGCAUCAUUUCAGAAGAAAUAAACAUCCCCUCCGUGGAAGAACAGCAAGACACUACACCAGUUAAGAAAAAGAAGCCUAAACUUCUGAACAAAUUCGACAAAGCAAUCAAGGCCGAGCUGGAUGCUGCAGAAAAGCUCCGGAAAAGGGGUAAAGUCGAGGAAGCAAUGAAUGCAUUUGAAGAACUGGUUCGGAAGUACCCCCAGAGCCCACGAGCAAGAUAUGGCAAAGCACAGUGUGAAGAUGACUUGGCAGAGAAGAGGAGGAGCAAUGAGGUCCUGCGCAGGGCCAUCGAGACCUACCAGGAGGCGGCCAGCCUGCCCGAUGCCCCCACAGACCUGGUGAAGCUGAGCUUGAAGCGACGGUCAGAAAGACAGCAGUUUCUAGGUCACAUGAGAGGCUCCCUGCUUACCCUCCAGAGGCUAGUUCAGCUAUUCCCUAGUGAUACGGCAUUGAAAAACGACCUUGGCGUAGGAUACCUCUUGAUGGGAGACAAUGACAGUGCCAAGAAGGUUUAUGAAGAGGUUCUGAACGUGACACCCAAUGACGGCUUUGCUAAAGUGCACUACGGCUUCAUCCUGAAGGCACAGAACAAGAUAGCGGAGAGUAUUCCCUACUUAAAGGAAGGAAUUGAAUCUGGAGAUCCUGGCACGGACGAUGGCCGGUUUUAUUUCCACUUGGGAGAUGCCAUGCAGAGGGUCGGGAACAAAGAGGCAUAUAAGUGGUAUGAGCUUGGGCACAAGAGAGGACAUUUCGCCUCCGUGUGGCAGCGGUCCCUCUACAAUGUGAAUGGCCUAAAGGCUCAGCCAUGGUGGACGCCCAGAGAGACUGGCUACACGGAACUGGUGAAGUCUUUAGAAAGAAACUGGAAGUUAAUCCGCGAUGAAGGCCUCAUGGUGAUGGAUAAAGCCAAGGGUCUCUUCCUGCCAGAGGAUGAAAACCUCCGGGAGAAGGGAGACUGGAGCCAGUUCACACUGUGGCAGCAAGGAAGGAAGAAUGAGAAUGCCUGCAAAGGAGCCCCUAAGACCUGUACUUUAUUAGAAAAGUUCUCCGAGACAACAGGAUGCAGGAGAGGACAGAUCAAAUAUUCCAUCAUGCACCCUGGAACUCAUGUGUGGCCACACACAGGACCCACAAACUGCAGGCUCCGAAUGCAUCUAGGAUUGGUGAUUCCCAAGGAAGGCUGCAAGAUCCGGUGUGCCAAUGAGACCAGGACGUGGGAGGAAGGCAAGGUGCUCAUCUUUGACGACUCUUUCGAGCACGAGGUGUGGCAGGAUGCUUCGUCAUUUCGGCUGAUCUUCAUUGUGGAUGUGUGGCACCCGGAGCUGACCCCUCAGCAGAGGCGCAGCCUUCCUGCAAUCUAAAAGGAAUCGUCACAGCCUUGGGUGCACUCCCCGGAGGCUGCCGUUCUGCUUCUCCUGGGGUGCAGAGACAGACAUUCAAGCACUGUGACUCUUUGGUCCCCUUGCCUUGCAGCUAAAGAUCUCUAAGGUUCCUUCUGGAUGGGAAAUCACUGGGAGGAGUAUUUGCCUUACUGCAAUUCAUUUAGGAGGCCCCUUGCUUCAAGUCACCCAUGGCAGCACAGAUGUUCUGCCUGGACUGAAGGGGAACACUUGGCUGUGUCUACAUUGCUAGCCAAAGAUAUUUUUCUACAUGGAGUAGUGUACACAGAGGGUAUACCAUAUGGAGAAACUGUGAAUGAAUCACUUUCGUUUGUAAUUUUUCUAGGCAGUUAUAUUUUUCUAGGUAGCCAAACUGUUCUGUCACCAUCUACCCUGGUUUCUGUCGACUUUGAUGAGAAGUACAAAUGCAUCCCUUCUGAAUGUUAAGUAGUAAUUUUCUGGUCAGUUCAGACAUAUUCCUUUUAGGGGGAAAAAAAAACACUUGUGAAAAAGGCAACUUUAUUUGGUUUUCCUAAUAUAAAUGGGAAGUUACUCUGGGAUAUAUUAACUGUGCCGACCCUUGCCCUUGGAUCUCCCUGUGUAUCUUCGUUUAUACUCAGCUUCUUCUCCUGUCUCUGAGCUUAUCAUGGAAAUGCUAUCAAGCUCUUAUACCUAAGAGCAACGCUUUCUCUUUGACACUGAGCAAAGCCAUGGAAAUAUUUUAUGUUCUAAUAAGACAAUACCACAGAUAACGGGGCUCAGAGAAGAUCUAACAUGGACGUGAACGUUCCCACUCAGGGUCAGGUGACCAGAUAGCCUGGACUUUUUGCCUUCUGCACACAGGACCUGGAAUCUGCAGUGGCCACCUACUCUAGGUCCACUUGGAUGCCAAGAAGAUGGCUGCUUGGUUUCUGAGAGUCUCCUCACAAUUUUGUCCAUGUAGGAGAGCAGUGUAGGAAGUUCCCAGGAAUGCUGGGUUCCUCCCCCAGGUGGAGGUGGUAGAAUUUGUUAAUUCUGAAUUCGCAGGCAGUUUCCAUCGUCCAUGCUCAAAAAAAGCCUGCCAUCUAGUAAUUAUUAUUUUGAAACAGCGUUUCACUUGUAUGUUUGAUCUAAGUAUGGCGCAUGGCAUAGGAAGAAGAGCAGAAAGUCAUCUUGCCACUCCUUCCAAGAUGAUCAAUUUCACCGGUAAAAUCACUGCCUUGGAUUUUCUGUUUGACAGUUAAAGCUAAUUCAAGCCUCAGAAUGUAAUGCCAUUCAUGCACUGAUCCCUAAGCCAGUCGAACAAUAAUGCUGCAGAAAUGACACGUAUUCCAGUCACAUAGGUGGAUAAACACAGAUGCAUUCUUUUCAGACAGUGUCAAAAGAAAAUGCUCUCUGGACCCCACUUAGCGAGCAAUUUUUUGAAAUUGGCAUUGAUCCUUUUUCUUUUAGCUUAAGGAUACUAGCUUUUAGUAGGAAGUUUACAAAAUAUGUGACCAUUCAUUUAAAAAGGUACUUUAUCCUUCUUUUGUCAAUGUUCAAAAAUUCCUCUAAGGCAUGGAAGGAAAAUAACAAGUCAUCACCAAAUUCCAGAAAAGAAAACAAACUCUCAGAAAACAAAAGGUGUUUGCGUUCUUCAGUAUUUAUUAAAUGGAGGAACUUAUUGACAAAAGGCAAUACAAUUCAGAGUUCAUGUUGUGACACUCGGCCGCCUAUUGGGUUUGGUUCUCCAACAUAUUACAUACACAUAACGAAAUGCAAACCAUAUGUUCUCACCGUUAAACCGUCACCUUACAGUCAUGUCAUAAAAUGGUAGAAAUAAGUGAAAAUUAGCUUUUGCCUUAGUAAAUAUAACAUGGUUUUUAAAAUAUGGUCAUUACAGUAGGAUUCUAAAUAUUGUCGUGUGAAAAGCCAGAAGAACCAUUACCGUCGUUGACUCCAACAAUAUUUUGAGUACUUGGAUCCCACAUUUGUUUUAUAAACCCAAGCAAUAAAAGAUUUUCUAAUUCACUUUAAUCUUUCCAUUCUC
Molecule: messenger RNA, 4489 nt
Organism: Microtus oregoni (creeping vole)
Lineage: Eukaryota; Metazoa; Chordata; Mammalia; Rodentia; Cricetidae
Gene: Asph
Product: aspartate beta-hydroxylase
Exons: 24
Coding region: 235-2463 (742 amino acids)
Biological process (GO): peptidyl-aspartic acid hydroxylation
Cellular component (GO): membrane; endoplasmic reticulum
Molecular function (GO): protein binding; peptidyl-aspartic acid 3-dioxygenase activity
Source: RefSeq, a predicted model, not a curated record